This is a messenger RNA of Kluyveromyces lactis, 906 nucleotides long. It is a transcript of the gene SAM37, whose product is annotated as SAM complex subunit SAM37. The transcript has a single exon. The record is from RefSeq and is a predicted model, not a curated record. Gene Ontology annotation, cellular component: SAM complex. Gene Ontology annotation, biological process: mitochondrion organization. NCBI's taxonomy places the organism in Eukaryota, Fungi, Ascomycota, Saccharomycetes, Saccharomycetales, Saccharomycetaceae. Bases 1 to 906 code for a protein of 301 amino acids.
AUGAGUGGUUCGAAAGUUUUGCAUUUAUGGGGGCUCAAUGGAGAGCCUUCUCUAGUUUCUCCAGAAAGUAUUGCAUUAUGUUGGUUGUUGAAGGGGGGGUAUGUUGCCAGUGGAACGGUCCAGGUAGUUUAUUCGAAUAACACAGAUCUCUCGCCAACGGGUGAAUUGCCUAUAUUGAUUGAUACUUCUGCUAAGAUAACGGUUGGAUUGUAUUCGAUCAUUGAACACUUGGUUCAUGACAAUGAUGUGAAGUUACUUUCCUCUGCAUUGUUGCAGUUCAUCUCUGAAGAAUUGAAGACAUGCACCAUGUAUCAGUUAUAUUUGAAUCCAGUCAAUUAUAACGAAUACACAAGUAAGAUAUAUUCGUACCUAUUGCAUUGGCCGUUCUGGUAUAACACUCCGUUGAGUGCUAGGAGCCGUGCCAGGGAAUUAUGUCGGGAUAUUAUGGUUACAAUCCCUGAAGAUGAAGAAAAUGAAAGCACAAGCAAUCACCAAGAUGAAUUGAGUGAGAAAGCCACUGAAUUAGCUCAAUCUAAGGUAUUUAAAAUUACAAGAGAUAGCAAAAGGCAGCAAACCAAGAAACUUCAAGAACUAAAGAAUAACUCUAGGUUCACAACGAAACUGGACAACGUUCUUACAAAUUGGGAAAGUGCAAGACAAUCUUUGGCAUCAGCUGUAUUACCUGCAGAUUUAGUACUUGUAGCUCAUUUAAAGGUACAGAUGGCCUUACCUCAAGGUGACCUGUUAAGAUCGCAUUUAAGAAAUCAAUAUCCUAGUCUUUACGAUAAGGUUAACGAACUCAUAGAGAAAUAUGAUAACUCACCAGUACCAAACAGGGAUCCAACGUUUAGCGAAAGUGGGAACGUGGUAACGUCAACAUGCUAUUUUUUGAGAACGUUUGUCUAG